AUGUUAAUGCCAUCGAUAACAUCGCGUGAUUAUCUGCCGAGUUUAAAUCCAAUAUUUGCUGGUAAUCCAUUUUCGUAUAGAAUGCAUAAUCCAUUCACCGGUAUUUGUCAGCCGUAUGAAAAUCAACAACAAUCAUUACAAAAUUCAAGAAACUCUAUUAAAAAAUCUUACAUCGAGCCCGUUGAUGAAACUAUUGGUAGUAAUAGUCUUGGUACGAAUGAUGAUGAUGAUGAUCCAAAGGUGGAAUUAGAUAAUAAACAAUUAUGGCAUGAAUUUCAUAAUCAUGGAACAGAAAUGGUCAUUACAAAAUCGGGAAGACGAAUGUUUCCAGCAUUUAAAGUAAAAGUAACUGGUCUUUCUGAACAAGUCAAAUAUGUAUUUUUAAUGGAUAUUCAAGCAGCCGAUAAUCAUCGAUAUAAAUUUCACAAUUCUAAAUGGAUGAUAGCUGGAAAUGCUGAUCCAGAAAUGCCAAAACGUCUUUAUGUUCAUCCUGACUCACCAGCCACCGGUAUUUAUCUAUUUUCAAAUAUUGUAUAUAUUUUACUACUGUCAAAUUUUCUAUUAUAG
Didymodactylos carnosus is the source of this 567-nucleotide messenger RNA. The record is from the annotation of a GenBank genome assembly. Lineage: Eukaryota; Metazoa; Rotifera; Eurotatoria; Philodinida; Philodinidae.